AUGAGUUAAGAAAGAUCAAUGAAUAAUAAAUGUUCAAAAACUAGAUUUUAACAUAUAUUUUUCCCAAAUGAAGAUAACUUCUAAAAGUUUUGUAGGAAAUUAAAAAAAUGUAAAAAAACAUUUUUGGGUUGUAUUUAUUAAUUGACACAUUAAACAAUUAUUGAAAUUUUAGUAGAAUUAGCAAUUUAAGGAUGUCAAGUUAAUAUAAUUAUGGAUUUCAAAUCAGAUGAAUAAGAUGAAAGAAAAUAAAUAACUACAAAUAAGCUUUUAGUAUUAAGUGGAUUUAGAGUAAAAGUUUCUUUGAUUGAGUGUAAGGGUUUGAUGCAUGACAAAUUUUGUGUAAUUGAUAAUAAGCUUACAAUUUUUGGUAGUGCAAAUUGGACAUAUUAAGCAUUUUCAAAUAACUUUGAGCAUUUAACUUUAUUGAAAGAUUCAAAAACAGCUAAAAUAUUUACAGAAUAAUUCCAUGUUAUUUGGAAUUAAGCAAAAUUAGCUAAGUUUAUUGAUUCUUAAAUUAUUUAUGAACCUAAUUAAAAUUGUGUGGAGUUUUAAAAAAUCAAAAAAUUUGGAAAAUAGAAGCGGAACAAAUUACUAAUCAAAAAAAAAUUAAAAAAAUAAUGUCUUCACGAAAAAAAAAAAGAUCAACAAUUACAGAAUGAUUUACCUCAAUUAAAAAUCAUAAAAAUGAAAUAAAAUUUACCUCUAUCUGAAAUAUAAUAGAAAGAAGAUUAAAUCAUUAGUUAAACUAUCAAUGAAAAUGAAUUACAAAAUUUUCUUGAUAAUCUAAAAUAACAUGAAUAAAAAAAGCAAAAUAAUUCAGAAAACAUAACUAACAAUUAAGAAUAUACACCUUGGGUAAAUUAGUCUAAGGAACCAGUUCCAAAAUAAAAAUUUUUUACUAAACCCAAAUCCAAAUAAACAUACAAUGAUUAAAAGAAUAUUAUUAUAAUAGAUGAUUAGUGAAUAAUAAACAACAUCUGAAAGGAUGGCUUUUUGGGAUUUUGAAAUAUAAAA
This is a messenger RNA of Paramecium sonneborni, 1014 nucleotides long. The record is from the annotation of a GenBank genome assembly. NCBI's taxonomy places the organism in Eukaryota, Ciliophora, Oligohymenophorea, Peniculida, Parameciidae.